Molecule: messenger RNA, 1054 nt
Organism: Pygoscelis adeliae (Adelie penguin)
Lineage: Eukaryota; Metazoa; Chordata; Aves; Sphenisciformes; Spheniscidae
Gene: RSL24D1
Product: ribosomal L24 domain containing 1
Exons: 9
Coding region: 1-723 (240 amino acids)
Biological process (GO): ribosomal large subunit biogenesis
Cellular component (GO): nucleolus
Source: RefSeq, a predicted model, not a curated record
AUGGCUGUUUCCAUCAAGAGCAGUGUAGAUUACCAGAAACCAGAAAGCAAAAACCGCCCUAAAGGCACAUGCAAUUCAACACAUGGAUUUUUCACCAAAUACUCAGAUAGGAUUCUCUCUGGUGAAAUCAAAGAACGGACCACGCUCUUCACAGAAUGGAUUGCAGUUAGCGUGCAUGUGGCUGAUGUGUAUAUCUGUCUGGCAGAGACCACAAACAGUGGCCGUCUCUGGUCUCUUCAACCACGCUCAGGAAGAGGAGCUCUUCGUUUUUCAGGUAGGCUUUACGGGAUCCAGUUUACAGGACUCCUGGGGAUAUUUAGAUUCUGCAAAUCAAAAUGCCACAGAAACUUCAAAAAGAAGCGAAAUCCCAGAAAGAUGAGAUGGACCAAAGCAUUCCGGAAAGCAGCUGGCAAAGAAUUGACAGUGGAUAAUUCAUUUGAGUUUGAAAAACGUAGAAAUGAACCAGUGAAAUACCAGAGAGAGUUGUGGAACAAGACUGUUGAUGCAAUGAAGAGAGUGGAGGAAAUAAAGCAAAAACGCCAAGCUAGAUUUAUUAUGAACAGAUUAAAGAAGAGCAAAGAGUUGCAGAAGGCAGAAGACAUCAAAGAAGUCAAACAGAAUAUCCACCUUCUUCGUGCUCCACAUGCAGGCACACCAAAACAGCUGGAGGACAAAAUGGUGCAGAAGCUACAAGAGGAUGUGGCUAUGGAAGAAGACUCUUAAAAUGCUUUUAUUUUCUAUUUAUAUCUCUUCAGCAGUUAACAGUUCCUUACUGCCUCACCUGACAUCAUUCAGAACUGUGCUUACAGUUGAAGAAAAAUACAUUUUAAUGAAUAGUGGUCAUUUACAGUUUGAAUGAUUUUUGGUUUUAUAAAAAAAUAAUAUGGAUACUGGUUUGGGCAGUACUUACAAUUAUGUAAUUUGAGAAAACCUUGUCAGCAGCAUGGAGAAUAAGGCAUAUUGUUUGAGAUACUAUGUGCUCCUUGGAAAGUUACACUUGCUGUCUGGGUAACUUUCCCCUGAUAAUUCAAGGAAUAAAACGUGUCGGCCCUGA